CAAGUGUGCAAGGCUCACCAAUUGAGAGGCAGAGGCAGCACUAGUCGGGCUUAGAGACUUGUUCUCCUCUCCCCUGAGCGGAGGCUCCUGGAGAAGAAGCAUCUGUGCCCAGACUUUUCUUGAUUCCGGAGAUGAUGGUGCUGGACAAGGAGGACGGUGUGCCCAUGUUAUCCGUACAACCCAAAGGGAAGCAGAAGGGCUGCGCUGGCUGCAACCGGAAGAUCAAGGACCGCUACCUGCUGAAGGCUCUGGAUAAGUAUUGGCAUGAAGACUGUCUAAAGUGUGCCUGCUGUGACUGUCGUCUUGGAGAGGUUGGAUCAACUCUUUACACAAAAGCAAAUCUCAUUCUCUGCCGCAGAGAUUACCUGAGGCUCUUUGGUACCACCGGGAAUUGUGCUGCCUGCAGUAAACUGAUCCCUGCCUUUGAGAUGGUGAUGAGGGCCAGAGAUAAUGUUUACCAUUUGGACUGCUUUGCCUGUCAGCUCUGCAACCAGCGAUUCUGCGUGGGAGACAAGUUUUUCCUGAAGAACAACAUGAUCUUGUGUCAGAUGGACUAUGAGGAAGGGCAGCUGAAUGGGAGCUUCGAGUCCCAGGUUCAAUAACAGCCCCUGCUUUGCUGGAGCACUGUGGGAUGGGCGCUUGGCCGCACGAGCAGCGAGGGCGUCUGUCAGCUUGCCUGCAAUAUUUUUUUAAUUCUUGGUCCAGAGAGGACUAUAUACAUUGUAGUACUUUUCCCCCCCAACACAAAGCAGUUACAAUUUUAGAUGUACAGUUGUGCCUGCUUAGCUGAGCACUGCAUUGCUUGUAUGUUUGUGAGUUUUUGGGGUCUGGGGGAGGGCUCUGUACAGUCUGUUUUCUGUAUAUAAACUGGAACAUUUAUUUUAUGAAAAAUGUAAUGCAAUUUUAUUACUGGUGUGAAUUAAAAAUUAUGAAUGUUUCCUGGUCA
This is a messenger RNA of Corvus hawaiiensis (hawaiian crow), 946 nucleotides long. RefSeq names its product LIM domain only 1 (gene LMO1). Lineage: Eukaryota; Metazoa; Chordata; Aves; Passeriformes; Corvidae. The record is from RefSeq and is a predicted model, not a curated record. The coding region runs from base 132 to 602 and encodes 156 amino acids. Gene Ontology annotation, molecular function: transcription coactivator activity; DNA-binding transcription factor binding. The transcript is spliced from 5 exons. Gene Ontology annotation, biological process: positive regulation of transcription by RNA polymerase II. Gene Ontology annotation, cellular component: nucleus.